GGAAGACAGCUUGCCUUUCGCUUCUCGAACUAUGCUUGGUCUAUUGCGAUCAACUCAGUCUGUGGACCCCAAUGAACGCCUCCAGGUAGAAUUGGAGAUUAAGAAACUCGAGAACACACCAGAGUUUCCUCUUCAAUUACUGGAAGCUGCUGGCUCCGAUGCGGAAGUUCCUCUUCGCCAGGCUGCCAUUUUGCUUCUUCAACAAUACGUUUUGCGUCAUUGGUCAAUUCUAUUUGAACAAUUUCAAGGACCUGCUCCGGAUGAACAAAUUAAAAAUCAAGUCCGUAAUGGGCUCAUUCAUCUUUUAAAGUCUACGGACAACUCGCUCUUGGUUAAGGCAUUGGCUUAUACUAUUGCUCGGAUUGCAACAGUAGACUUUCCUGAUGAAUGGCCUUCGAUCUUACCAAUUAUCCUUGAAUUUAUGGACAGCGGGAACAACUCAUUAAUUCAUUCUUCAUUAGAUGUACUCAACGAGCUUUUGAACGAAAGUUUAAUGGAGGAGCAGUUUUUUGCUAUCGCACCUCAAAUUGCUACUCGCUUGUUCAACUUGUUGAAACUCGAUAGUAACAUUGAUGAAGUUGCAAAGACUCAGGUCCGUGCUGUCACCGCUUUCGGUUCAUGCUUGGAACUUAGUGAAAUGUAUCAGGAAGCCAAACCUGAACUUAUACAGACUUUUUUGAGUGAACUGCUUCCUCCAUGGAUGGAGUUGUUACUUCUAAAAAUGCAAUUACCUUUAUUAAAUCCGGGUGAGCAGGUUUUGUCGCCUGAAAGAGCAGGUUUAUUCGCUCUGAAAGGAAAGAUUGCUUCAGUCUUAAAAACACUUCGUGAGCUGUACCCCAAACGUUUGACUCCCUAUUUGCUUCAUUUCGUUGAAGGUGCAUGGGGGAUGCUCGUCGGUGUACUGCCCGUAUACACUAUUGCCUUGGAUGGGAAAAACAACGAUAUUGAAGACUCACAAUUCGCGCCGGGUUAUGAGUCUCAGUACCUCAUUGAAUUAUUACAGUUCAUCAGUAUCUCCUUCCAGAACAAGGCUGUUCAACAGUUCUUCCAAAACGGUGCGUCUUCUGGCAAUCUCACUUGUAUCCAAACAUUACUGCAGUACGCUCGUUUGUCCGAGCAUGACAUUGAGGUCUAUGAAGAUGAUGUGAAUGAGUACCUUGCUAUUGAACUUACAUUUGACUGGAUUAAUGAAUCUGUCCGUGGUGCUGCGGUUGAUGUUUUAAGCUCUAUGGAAGAGCAUUCCUCAUUGCCCAUUCAAAAGUUUUUACGAGAAACGUCUGCCGACCUUCUUUCUAAAGCAAACGUUGAUUGGAAGCUUCAAGAAGCUCUUUUGUAUGCGUGUGGUGUCGUUGACGCUAAUUCUGAUGAUUCAAUGAAUGAAGGUUUAGAUCCUCUGUUUAAUGUUCUUACAGCACACUUACAAGGUUCUAAUGAUCACGUCCUUCUCACAUCCCGUAUCGUCCUUAUGCUUGGUCAUUUCUCUGAAGUACUUCCUUCUUGUGGCCAGUUGUUGAAUGUCUGUAUUGGCAUACUUACUGCUCCUAAUGUAUCCAUCUUAGUUAAGUUUUCGGCCAUAAAAACAGUGGAACGAAUUUGCUCUUCUUCUUCUGAUCCAAGCUUGGAGCAGUAUCAAACAGGCCUGGUUCAGGCGAUUAUCCCGUUUUUUACGGAGGCGGCAGACGAAGUAUUUAUUCUUCUUGUAGAAUGUUUGGCAGCUGUUUUGAAGUUAAACUACGAGGCUAUAUUGGCUACUGACAUCCCUGUAAUUUCAAUGCUUUUCUCAAUCGUCACCAAAAGUCCAGGAGAUCCCUAUGUGUUGGGAGUUUUGGAAGACACUUUUGAGGAAUUGACCAGCGCUUCAAACAACUACGAACAAAUAUGUUCCGUUGCGUUUCCCGAGGUUGGUCAGCUUCUUCAAAGCGACGAUGAACUUCUAGUCGAUGUUGGUAGCGCACUUUUGCUGUCUUUGAUUAGAGGUGGACCAUCUCCUCUCCCGGCCAACUUUUGUAUAACGGUACUUCCCAUCUUAGAACAAAUGAUUACGGCUCAUAUUGAUGACAAUGAAGUCGUUCAGCUUUCUCAAGAAACCAUGCUGCAAUUGCUUAAGAAGGAUGCCGCUCAAGUUUCCGCUGCACAAAAAGACGGAAUUUCUGGCAUGCAAAUUGUGUUGUCCAUUUUGGAAAAGCUCUUGUGCACAAAUUUAAAUGAUUCGGCUUGCGUUUCAGUUGGUGCCAUUGUAGUUCAAGUCAUCGAUAAAGCAGGCAGCUCCCUUAACAUGGAGACGCUUUUGCUUGCAUGUAUCAACCGUUUGUCUCGGGCAGAGCAACCCAGGUUUAUCCAAAGCAUCAUCUAUGUGUUUGCAAAGUUGAUCCAUCGUGACCCUGAAGGAAUGGUCAACUUUUUGACAUCUAUGCAAACGGCUAAUGGAACUGCACUCGAAAUCCUCAUGAGAGUUUGGUGCGACAACUUCUCUGUGUUCAGUGGAUUUAAGAAUAUUGCUUUUAUUGCAACUGCUUUGGCUAAGGUUUUCUGUGUUCAGCAACCAAUGCUGGAUCAAAUCCAGGUGAAAGGAGACUUGCUUGUUUCACAAUCUAGCCGUAUCAUAACACGUUCUCAAUCCAAGAAGCAUCCAGAACAAUUUAGUGCUGUGUCAGCUGCUGUUAAAAUUGUACAACUUUUAGCUCAAGAGUACCAAUCACUGGAGAAGAAGGAUCUGGCUGUUGAAGAAGUUUCCGACGAUGGAGCAGAUGAUUGGGAGGACGGCACUGCAGAUAUUGAUUUUGAGACUUUGAAAGCUUUUGCCGAAGAUGGAAAUGCUAUAGAGGAGGAUUCUAAUGACACGGAAAUUAUUUUGGAUCUUGACUUGCAGACGUAUUUGGCAGACUUUUUCAAACAGGGUUGGGCCGUUAAUGCACACAACUUCCGAGACAUUGUUCAACAAAACUUGAAUGCUGACGAAAAGAAGUCGUUACACCAAUUCUUUCAGUAAGCUAGAUCAUCAUUCUUCACUCAUCCGACCUCCAUAAUCGUAUAGCGAAAUUCAGCCAGUUUGUACACCCUUCCGGACAGUUCUUUUUUGACACCUUGGGCAUCAAGACCAAAAAACGAAAUUACGGAAAAGAAAAGUGUUUG
This is a messenger RNA of Schizosaccharomyces japonicus yFS275, 3132 nucleotides long. Its product is annotated as karyopherin Kap14. Gene Ontology annotation, biological process: intracellular protein transport. Gene Ontology annotation, cellular component: nucleus. The transcript is spliced from 8 exons. Gene Ontology annotation, molecular function: small GTPase binding. The record is from RefSeq and is a predicted model, not a curated record. Lineage: Eukaryota; Fungi; Ascomycota; Schizosaccharomycetes; Schizosaccharomycetales; Schizosaccharomycetaceae. The coding region runs from base 32 to 2989 and encodes 985 amino acids.